AUGGCAUCUUCAGGUCUUGCAAUUAUCAUCGGAGCUGGUCCGACAAGCGGCCGUGGCAUUGCUCGGGUUCUCGCUGAUAAAGACGGCGGCAACCUCGCCGUCGCCCUCUUGGCCCGCAACGCCGACAACCUCAACAAUCUACGCGACUCACUCCGCAAAGAAACCAACGGCGUUCUCCACUCUUUCCCUACAGACACUCAGCCGGAGAACCUACGUAAAGCGUUCAGAGACAUCGCUAAUCAUCCCGACUUCAAGGAUCUCAAGCUCAAGCUGGCAAUCUAUCACGUCAAGCACGCCAGCAAGAAGCCGUUCCUCGAAGAAACGCCCGAGGAGUUCAAUGAAAGCAUGCAGGUGUAUAUAACCGGUGCAGUAGUCUUUGCCCAAGAAGCUCUCAAGCUCAUGUACGAGCAAAACGGCGGCCAGACCCUUCUUGCCGAUACAAACGGUGCCAAGAAGGGCACUAUUAUCUUCACUGGCACCCUGGGUGCUAUGCGUACAAAUACUGGCUACGCCGCGUACGGAGCGACUCGCGCCUCUGCUCGAAUGGUUGCGCAGGCUGUUGCGAAGGAGCAUAGCAAGUUUGGCGUCCAGUGCGUGCAUGCCAUCGCGAAUGGAAGGAUCACGGAUGAGGAUACUGAAGAAACGAGGACGGGAAAGCACAUGAGGGCUGAGGAUGUUGGACAGACGUAUCUGUGGCUUUCGCAGCAGCCUAGUUCGCUCUGGGUCCAUGAGUUGGACUUGAGGCCGGCGCAGGAGUCGUUCUAA
Messenger RNA from Fusarium subglutinans, 765 nucleotides. RefSeq names its product short-chain dehydrogenase reductase SDR. The coding region runs from base 1 to 765 and encodes 254 amino acids. NCBI's taxonomy places the organism in Eukaryota, Fungi, Ascomycota, Sordariomycetes, Hypocreales, Nectriaceae. The record is from RefSeq and is a predicted model, not a curated record. The transcript has a single exon.